Dovyalis caffra is the source of this 1089-nucleotide messenger RNA. The record is from the annotation of a GenBank genome assembly. NCBI's taxonomy places the organism in Eukaryota, Viridiplantae, Streptophyta, Magnoliopsida, Malpighiales, Salicaceae.
AUGGCAAUGCUUAAAAAAUUGCCCGAAGAAGUCUUAAAUUUGUGGUACAAAUGGGAGAUUCGAGGAAUGGUUUUACUUAGUCUCUUGCUACAAAUCAUCCUCAUCAUAUUCGGUUCUCGACGAAAGCACAUUGUAAGAAGCUGGAUCAGGAUUCUUGUUUGGUCUGCAUACCUAUCAGCAGACAUGGUGGCAACUGCUGCACUGAAUAAUCUUUCCAGGACCCAAGGAGAUUCGGGUGACGGUUCAAUGAAACCAAACAAUUUAAUCCAGGCAUUUUGGGCACCUUUUCUACUCCUGCACCUUGGUGGCCCAGACACAAUCACUGCAUACGCGAUUGAAGAUAACGAGUUGUGGUUAAGGCACGUUUAUAGUCUAGCACUCCAAUUCGGAGUGGUUUUUUAUAUCUUCUCAAGGUUUUGGGGUAGUGAUAUCCUCACCUUCAUAGCAAUCCCGAUGUUCAUUGUUGGCAUCAUCAAGUAUGCAGAGAGGACUUGGGUGCUCAGGUCUUCAUGCUCCAAGAACUUAAAAGAGGCUGUUCUCUCAAAAUUUCGACCUUUUUAUCCAUUAAGGGCAUUAUCUGCAACUCUUCGACAAGCUUUCGAGGGAAAUUAUCUUCGUCGAGCUCGUACUUUUUUCAAUAUAUCCAUGUUUAUGAUGCAGGAUCUUGUCCCUGGCAUUCCUGCACUAAUGAACAGCCAGUUGAUCAUUUCCGCAAAUUCAGCAGAAGAUGCUUUCAAGGUGGUGGAGGUUGAGCUUGGAUUAAUUUAUGAUUGGCUAUAUACUAAAGCGCCCCUGAUUUAUUCCCCUGUGGGAAUCGUUCUUCGUUUUGUCACCGUUUUGCUCUCUUUCACUGCAUUCGUUACCUUCGAAGUCAUGAUCGACAGGCAUGCCUACUCAACAAUCGACAUUACAAUUGCAUAUUUAUUGUUAUUCGGAACUGUUUUUCUCGAGAUUUAUGCUUUGCUGUGCCUCGUUUUCUCUGACCGAACAAUGAUUUGGUUGAUUGAUGAAGGAGGAAACGCCCUAACUCGUCAAAUUUGUCGUGCUAUUUAUUCUCUGACGGGGAAGUUAACUACAAGCAAGAGGUAG